AUGCCCAUCAAUCAACCCUCGAACCAGAUUAAGCUCACUAAUGUCUCACUGGUAAGGCUCAAGAAAGCUAAGAAACGAUUCGAAGUUGCUUGCUACAAAAAUAAAGUCCUUGAAUGGCGGUCAGGGAUCGAGAAGGACCUAGAUAAUGUUCUACAGAUCCACUCAGUCUUUCUCAACGUCUCCAAGGGUCAAACGGCCCCCGCAUCUGACCUAGUCAAAGCCUUCGGUCCUGGAAAAACCAACGAUGAAAUAAUACUUGAGAUCCUCACAAAGGGGGAGCUGCAGGUAGGCGAAAAGGAGAGACAAGCCCAACUUGAACGUGUCCACAACGAGGUCGUCAGCAUUAUUGCCAGUAAAUUGGUUGACCCCAAAACAAAAAGAGUAUACACUACUGGUAUCAUAGCGAAGGCGUUAGAUAUGUUAAGCUCUCAGAAAACACUUGUCCAUGAAGAAAAAAAUCUAAAGUCUUCUGCUAUAGAAGGGGACCAUGAAAAGCCUAAAAAUAAGGAACACGUCUGGACUGGUGUCGUUGCCACCAAGAGUUCUAAAAGUCAGGCCCUAGAAGCUAUGAAAGCAUUGAUAGCUCAUCAACCUAUUCCCGUUAUAAGAGCGCGAAUGAGGCUCAAAAUCACCUGUCCUGCGAAGAUCAUCAAACAAACUUCUAGAUCUUCUAAGCCGAAACGAAUAGAAGGAAAUGAAGAUCCUAAAGACACCAUUUUGGAUCAGAUUCUAGGUUUCAUUGAACAAGUUGAAUCCCAAAAUAUUAAUGGAACGGAGUGGGAGGUCACAGGAUUCGUGGAGCCUGGUGUCUACAAAUUAUUGGGAGAUUUUGUUGGCGAUGAGACAAAGGGUCAGGGAAGAGUAGAAGUACUAGAUAUGGCAAUAACUCACGAGGACUGUGAUGGAAACUUUUAG
Molecule: messenger RNA, 915 nt
Organism: Blumeria graminis f. sp. triticale
Lineage: Eukaryota; Fungi; Ascomycota; Leotiomycetes; Helotiales; Erysiphaceae
Source: the annotation of a GenBank genome assembly